AUGUCAUUCAAAUUAAGGGAGCUGGGGAGAAUCCAGUUCUUCCAGUCUUCCCUUCCCUACUUGAACAAUAAUGCUGUGACUAAAUUUCAGCGAAACCAUACUAGACGCUGGCGUUCCGAAGAUCCCCAUCCUUCGAACCACAAAUUCUUGUCUAUUUCAAAUGGCCACUAUGGCAUCUACUUCACAAUUUUUAACCAUGAAUUGAGACGAGAAGAGAAGAACGGCCUCCAUGACAGUGGUUCCCAUGUCUUAAUGGUGUUCCCCUCGGGAUCACUGCUGUCAAUCCCCAUUCCAUAUUUCGUCAUAAGUAAAGUCAAAGAAGAGGUUUACAGUCACAUUGAUCACCUAAAGACAGUAUCGAAGGAGUUCUUGUCAUCUUGGGCAUUGGUGAAACCCAAACACUUGCUGCAGCAGCAGUAUUUCGUGAGGUCAUUCACCACAUCUGCCACUGAGAAGGAGCCAGAGCCUCUCAAAAUUACUCCAUUGUCACAACCUAAAAUUGAGGAGGUUGUGGAAGAGUUCGGUGGCGAAGAAGUGCCAUUCGCGGAGUCCUUCCGCAAGUCUCAAUGUGACGAAAUCACGAAAGUAUACAACUCCCAUGCAUCUCCCGAGGACCUUGACAUCAUAUAUCCAUUAUACCAGGCUCUCAAACGGAACGAUAUUCCCUCCCCACCAUUGAGCUUUACAACAUUCGACAAGACCUCUCUUGCUUCCAUCGAGUCAAAACUCACGAAUCUCCUUACCGUCUAUCAGGAUAUUCUUCACCUUUGUUCAAGCACACCUUUGAGACCCGACAGUACAACUUACGAUCUCGUCUUGAAAGGAAUAUUCGAAGGUUUCGCACAUCACAUUUAUCAAGAAUUUGAGACAAAAGCGAAAGAAUUUGGCCAGGUAGGUACUGACCUUUUCCUUUCAUUAAAGGACUGUCUGAAUCUUGCACUUUCUUCCAUACUUCCCCAUAUGGUCACUGCUAUGACUAGUUUUCCAGAGCUCUUGACAGUCGAUCUCGUCGAAAAAAUUUUGGAACAUAGGACGACAGUAACUGGUGCAGGCUCUUUUUAUGUUGGUCUCAUCGAGUUGUCCCAGCACUUCGCCUCCUUGGGUAUGCCCAAUCUGAGCCCACAAGACAUUCACCACUACCUCAUCUCCGUUUUUGAGGAUUUCAAAAGCAACGCUCAAGCCUGUCCGGAACUAAUGAGCUAUGAGUACAAUGUUUACUCGGCUCUUCUACUGGCUUUGAUAGCCAACGGCAACUUGUCCUUGGCGACAAAGUUUUUAGAUGACAUAUUGGUUGACUACAAGUCAUCCUUGCAAGCAUCCGAUAAAAACAUUGUGGUUGCUAAGCAGAAAGUUUCUGCUCUCAUCUCCGUCUACCUCGAGGCCAUCACAUCAAGCGGCAAAGCAGGCGACUUACACAAGGCUUACAACCUAAUGAACAAGUUUAACGAUGUUCCUUACCUUCCGGAGUUCUCCACUCAGCUUUACAAUAAGCUUAUCGCCCUUUUCAUCAAUGAGUAUUCCAUGUUAGAAAUGCAGAGACGUGCCUCGAGUGACCAAACAAUACUGAAGCAACAAAAGGACGUUUACAGUAUCAUCUGGAACUUAUACGAAAAGGUGGCGAUUAGAUCUGAUUAUCAGAACAAUAUGUAUGACGCAACGAUAUAUCCCAAGAAGUUUGCGAAUUGCAGGGAGUAUUUGUUGACGUUGAGCAUUGAUUUAGGCGAUUAUAGCAAAGCACACCGCUUGAUGAAGGAGAUACUUGCGAAGGAUCAUUUGAUAAGUGAUUGGAACGUUUCAAAAAAAUUGGUAUUGUUUCUUAUCAAUACAGCGCAGCUUUCGGGUAAUGGCGAGUACAUUCAUCUUUGUUGGACACUUUUAGAACAACAGGCAGCUCAGUAUAGCCAUGAUUCAAGUAUCUUGAAUGCUUUUGUCAGUGAGCACUUGCCCUACUUGGUUAACAUUGUUUCGGAUUUCAAUUUUGAGAGAUUGAUCAACUCGAAGAUGGUGAAUGAUUCAUUCGCUAAGUUUGAUCUCUCCAAGGACAACAUUUAUGGACUUAUGACUAUAAUGACGUACCUUGUUAACAUCGCGGGCUCGAGAGAAGUGUCAUCUGAGGCGAAGCUGAGAAUUUUGCAAUACCAAGCGCACCUUUUGAAAGAAUUUGAAGACACUGAGAACCACUAUUUGCAGCUUUCGGAAGAGCUCCUUCAAUUCAAACACAAUUUGAUAAACUCAUUCACUCUCUUGAUUGCGUCAUCAACUGCCAGUGGGCUGAGUAAAGCGGUGAUCUUGAUGGACUAUUCACAUAUUCUCGCCAUCAAUUAUCUGAAAGGUGUGGAGAAUUUUGAAGGUGCUUUCAAGGCAGGUUUCAACUUCAAUGCCCUCACCUGGAAACUCAUCAUCAACAGGAAUUAUGUGGUGGACAAUUUAUGCAAAGACAGGGGAAUGAAGAUUGAGGAGUUUGUCGCGAGACUUCUAGGUCUGUCUUUGGAGGUGAACGAAAAACAUGCCUUGUUAUGCUCCCUCAUCUCCUUAGGUCAUGAGAAGGUGAAUAUCGAAGUUUUCAAAAGCUUACUCAAGGGGGAUGAGAGCGGAGCGCUUGAGAAUGGCCGUGUGUUGGAUGCUUUUGCAUCAUUUUCUCAAGACACUAACAAUUCAUAUUUCUUGAGCAUCUUCGAAGGUGCUUUUCAAAGGCUUCUUGAAGGCUGUGACAACAAUGAGUGGGCAUCCAAGUUUAUGUUCAAGCUUUCAAGCAUUGGCAAGCUGAAAGAAGUUGUGAAUAUUGUAUCGCAUGAACGUAUCAAGAAGCUCAGCCUUACGACAGAGGGGGAUAUCAAUUUUUUGGCCUCCAUUCUUACGUGCCACAUCGCUUUGAACAAUGAUAACGAGGUGAUGGCUAUAAUGAAAACUUUCUUCUCGGAUAGAGAAGGAAACAAACAUUUGAUGGAAUCAAAUGAACUAUUGAAGAUAGUGGUCGACUUCUAUAUAUCUAGAGGUAAUUACGCUAUCGUCGUGGACCGUUUUGGCGAAUUGGCGAAGCGGUCAGUGGUUUUAAACGAACGGGUGAAGUUUGCCAAUUUCAUGAUGCAGAUGACAGGAGAAACUCCUACUAAGCAAGACAGCACCGACCAAAAUGUGGCCACAUUUGCAAUCAGUCUUCUCUCUCAGCAUGAUGUGGGUGGUAUGAACAAACUUUUCGAGCUGAACUCGAAGUUUCUGCGCACCGCAGGUGCAAUUUUUGAAAGCAUGGUUGAGCACUUGACUGCUGCGUCGGGACUAACCACGGACUCGCGUGCGAUCCGAGCUAAGUUUGAAGCUGCUAUCAGACUUUGCAAGACGAUGCGCUUGAAGGAGUUGGCGGUGGAUCACCUUGUUAGUGUGAUUCGUCUCCUCGGACUCAUGGACGCUCGUGACUUGUUGAACGUUCUUGUCAAUAAGUUUGUUAACCGAGGAGAGACAGCGUCGAUUGUCAACCUCUACUUCAUGCAAAUUCGGGUCACGUCGGCCCACGAAGCCAGCGUGCUCAAGAAAGAGUUUGAGUCGGCUUUGCAAAGGGUGGGUGACAAAAUCAACUUAGCAAGGCUAGCACAAGCAUAG
Candidozyma duobushaemuli is the source of this 3597-nucleotide messenger RNA. RefSeq names its product ribonuclease P (gene RPM2). The record is from RefSeq and is a predicted model, not a curated record. Lineage: Eukaryota; Fungi; Ascomycota; Pichiomycetes; Serinales; Metschnikowiaceae. The transcript has 4 exons. Bases 1 to 3597 code for a protein of 1198 amino acids.